AUGGAUCCUCCACUUUGUGCUAAUGGUUGUGGCUUCUUUUCUUCUCCUGCAAACAAAAACCUUUGCUCAAAGUGUUACAAAGAUUGUCUCAAAGAAAAAAUAUCUAAAUCAAAUGAAGUUUUGAAGAGUCAAAUCAAGUGUUCGAAGGAUGAGCUCUUUACUCUUGACUCAUCUACGUCUCUUAAACCAUGUUCUUCAAAUAACCUUAUAACUAAUGUUUGUGAUCCUAUGGCUAGUGUUGCCAUUUAUGACUCUUCAAGCGUGAAGGACAAGAAAAAGAGGUGCAAAAGCUGCAAUAAAAAGGUUGGACUAAUUGGGUUUGAGUGUCGUUGUGGGGAUGUUUUUUGUGGAAAACAUAGACACCCAGAAGAGCAUGAUUGCAAAGUGGAUUUCAAGGAAAUUGGUCGUCAAGCUUUGGCUAAACAAAAUCCUAUAUGUAUUGGUGAUAAAUUAGAACAUAGGAUCUAA
Messenger RNA from Abrus precatorius (Indian licorice), 468 nucleotides. Its product is annotated as zinc finger A20 and AN1 domain-containing stress-associated protein 7-like. Bases 1 to 468 code for a protein of 155 amino acids. The transcript has a single exon. Gene Ontology annotation, molecular function: zinc ion binding; DNA binding. NCBI's taxonomy places the organism in Eukaryota, Viridiplantae, Streptophyta, Magnoliopsida, Fabales, Fabaceae. The record is from RefSeq and is a predicted model, not a curated record.